UGCCCGCGCCCAAGGCCAGGGACCGCGACCGCGACAGGGACAGGGACCGGGAGGCCGGCCGCGGGCAGCGCAAGGACUCCGAGGGCUUUUCCGAGUCACCAGACUUGGAGUUUGAAUAUGCUGAUACCGACAAGUGGGCGGCAGAGCUCUCAGAACUUUACAGCUACACAGAAGGGCCAGAAUUUCUGAUGAAUCGAAAAUGCUUUGAGGAGGACUUCCAGAUCCAUGUGACAGACAAGAAGUGGACUGAGCUGGAUACUAACCAGCACCGCACCCAUGCCAUGAGGCUCCUCGACGGUCUGGAAGUCACCGCCAGGGAAAGAAGACUCAGGGUGUCUCGAGCAAUUCUCUAUGUUGCGCAAGGCACCUUUGGGGAAUGUAGCUCGGAGGCAGAGGUGCAGUCCUGGAUGCGCUACAAUAUCUUCCUGCUCCUUGAGGUGGGCACGUUCAAUGCUUUGGUGGAACUUCUGAACAUGGAGAUCGACAACAGUGCUGCCUGCAGUAGUGCCGUGAGGAAACCUGCCAUUUCUCUGGCCGACAGCACAGACCUCAGGGUUCUGCUCAACAUCAUGUACCUGAUCGUGGAGACAGUUCACCAGGAGUGUGAGGGCGAUAAGCCUGAGUGGAGGACGAUGCGACAGACCUUCAGGGCUGAGCUGGGCUCCCCACUUUACAACAACGAACCAUUCGCCAUCAUGUUAUUUGGCAUGGUGACCAAGUUCUGCAGUGGCCACGCGCCUCACUUCCCCAUGAAGAAAGUACUGCUGCUGCUGUGGAAGACAGUGCUGUGCACACUUGGCGGCUUUGAGGAACUGCAGAGCAUGAAAGCCGAGAAGCGCGCCAUGUUAGGACUCCCACCAUUGCCUGAAGACAGCAUCCAAGUCAUCCGCAGCAUGAGGGCUGCCUCUCCUCCUGCAUCUGCCUCCGACCUGAUCGAGCAGCAGCAGAAACGGGGUCGUCGCGAGCUGAAGGCCCUCAUAAAGCAGGACAACUUGGAUGCCUUCAACGAGCGGGAUCCCUACAAGACUGACGAUGCACGAGAAGAGGAGGAGGAAAAUGACGACGACAACAGCCUAGAAGGAGAGGCCUUCCCCCUUGAACGGGAUGAAGUGAUGCCUCCGCCACUACAGCACCCCCAAACCGACAGGCUUACCUGCCCCAAGGGGCUCCCAUGGGCUCCCAAAGUCAGAGAGAAAGACAUCGAAAUGUUCCUCGAGUCCAGCCGCAGCAAAUUUAUAGGCUACACUCUAGGCAGUGACACAAACACAGUGGUGGGGCUGCCCAGGCCAAUCCACGAAAGCAUCAAGACACUGAAACAGCACAAGUACACGUCCAUCGCAGAGGUCCAGGCACAGAUGGAGGAGGAGUACUUUCGCUCUCCUCUCUCGGGGGGAGAAGAGGAAGUCGAGCAAGUGCCUGCAGAGACCCUCUAUCAAGGCUUGCUUCCCAGUCUGCCCCAGUACAUGAUAGCACUGCUGAAGAUCCUGCUGGCUGCAGCUCCCACCUCCAAAGCCAAAACAGACUCCAUCAACAUCCUGGCUGAUGUCUUGCCAGAGGAGAUGCCAACCACAGUGCUGCAAAGCAUGAAGCUGGGAGUGGAUGUGAACCGUCACAAAGAAGUCAUCGUUAAGGCCAUUUCUGCCGUCCUGCUGCUGCUGCUCAAGCACUUUAAGUUGAACCAUGUGUACCAGUUUGAGUACAUGGCUCAGCAUCUGGUGUUUGCCAACUGCAUCCCUUUGAUCCUCAAGUUCUUCAACCAGAACAUCAUGUCAUACAUCACUGCCAAGAACAGCAUUUCCGUCCUGGAUUACCCCCACUGUGUGGUGCACGAGUUGCCCGAGCUGACUGCUGAGAGCCUGGAAGCGGGGGACAAUAACCAGUUUUGCUGGAGGAACCUCUUUUCCUGUAUCAAUCUGCUGCGGAUCUUGAACAAGCUGACUAAGUGGAAGCACUCCAGGACGAUGAUGCUGGUGGUGUUCAAGUCGGCCCCCAUCCUGAAGCGGGCCCUGAAGGUGAAGCAGGCCAUGAUGCAGCUGUACGUGCUGAAGCUGCUCAAGGUGCAGACCAAAUAUUUGGGCCGGCAGUGGCGGAAAAGCAACAUGAAGACCAUGUCUGCCAUCUACCAGAAGGUGCGGCACCGGCUCAACGAUGACUGGGCCUACGGCAAUGAUCUUGAUGCCCGGCCUUGGGACUUCCAGGCAGAGGAGUGUGCCCUCCGUGCCAACAUUGAGCGCUUCAAUGCCCGGCGUUACGACCGUGCACACAGCAACCCCGACUUCCUCCCUGUGGACAACUGCCUGCAGAGCGUCCUAGGGCAGCGGGUGGACUUACCUGAGGACUUCCAGAUGAACUAUGACCUCUGGUUGGAAAGGGAGGUCUUCUCCAAGCCCAUCUCCUGGGAAGAACUGCUGCAGUGAACUUCUGUCCAGGGAACUAGGAAGGAAAGCAGGGUGUGCUCCGGGUGGGUACCAUGGGCCUGUGCUGACUGCUGCAGUCCCCGAGACACCCUGCAGGUGGCAGCACGGCCUCAUGGUGCCCUCCAUCGCUGCUCCUGGGCUUGCUGGUGAGCCCAGGUUUGGCCGGAGAACCUAGUUCUGCUCGGGAGCAGUCAUCUCUGCCCGGGAGUUUUCUUCACUCCCUUUCUUGGACCUGGUGGUUUACUUAUUUCUCGUCUUUCUUUUCUCCAAGGUCAGGGAAUACUAGCUUGG
This is a messenger RNA of Suncus etruscus (white-toothed pygmy shrew), 2708 nucleotides long. RefSeq names its product striatin interacting protein 1 (gene STRIP1). The transcript is spliced from 21 exons. The record is from RefSeq and is a predicted model, not a curated record. Gene Ontology annotation, biological process: cytoskeleton organization. The coding region runs from base 189 to 2417 and encodes 742 amino acids. Lineage: Eukaryota; Metazoa; Chordata; Mammalia; Eulipotyphla; Soricidae. Gene Ontology annotation, cellular component: cytosol.